UGUUUGUGCGAGCCUCAGCUGAUCGGAGCGAGGCUUGGGACGCGUUUGUGCCGUGUUCUUCCCAGGCUGGAUGGGACAUGGUGUGCCUCAAAUAGUUCACUUUCUCAUAUCCUAUUAUCACAACAGUGAUUAUUAAUUCCAGCGACAUGGCAGAUAAAGGCCUGAAACGCUCCCUCAGUGACUCAGACACCUCCUCCGAUGAAGACCUGCCGCCUUCGUUUUCCAUGGGUGGCGUCGGCAAGCGUUCUCGCCUCAGCAUUGAUGAGGAGGUGAAGAGUGACUCAGAAGGGGAAAAUGGGCAGAGCAGCAGCCCCGCCAGCCCCAAUAGCCCCACCAGUCCCACCAGCCCCUCAGACGACCACAGCAAUGGCAUGGGGGACUUUGGCAGCAGCAGCACGUACAGCAGUGCAGCACAGCGGAUGAUGAAAAACAUGGGUUACAAAGCAGGGAAAGGCUUGGGUAAGUACGGACAGGGCUUGGUGAACCCUGUGGAGGCCAGCAAGCAACGGGGCCGGAGAGGUCUGGGUCUGCGUCUGGAGGGAUUGGAAGCAUCAAGCAACCUCAAGUGGGACAGCAGCCAGGAGCAUAUACAAGUGGAGGAGGAGGUGCUGUGGCUGCCUCACUGCUCAGACGAGGUGCCUGAUUUUGAGACACUCAUGUCCUGGGCUAAGGAAGGCUCCAAGAAAUUGGAAAUAGCAGAUGAAACAACCUUCUGUGACCCUAAGAUCCUCAAUGGUGUGCUUGGUGGAAAGAAUGUGUUUGACCAGUUGGACCAACGGGAGUUACAGAGAAGCAGAUCAAGAAGCAACCCUUUUGAAACCCUGGGCAAGUUAUUCUUUCAAAACCGGGCAGCUCUUAAGAUGGCCAACAUUGAUGCCGUAUUUGACUUCAUGUUCACUCGGCCGAAGAAUGAGGCAGGGGAGCCGCUGGUGGGCCCCGAUGACCUGCUGUACUUUGCUGACGUGUGUGCUGCUCCGGGCGGGUUCUCUGAGUAUGUGUUGUGGCGCCGCAAGACUGAUUCCAAAGGGUUCUGUGAUGCCAAGGGUUUUGGCUUCACUUUACGGGAGAAUGACUUCAAACUCCACGAUUUCUUUGCUGCACCAGCUGAAUAUUUUGAACCUCAUUAUGGUAAGAAUGGUCUGGAUGGAGAUGGAGAUGUUUACAAGCCAGAAAACAUCACAAACUUUGUUGAGUUUGUUCGGAAGACGACAGGAGGCUAUGGUGUGCACUUCAUGAUGGCUGACGGAGGAUUCAGUGUGGAGGGCCAGGAGAACAUUCAAGAGAUCCUGUCAAAGCAGCUCUACCUCUGUCAAUUCUUGGUAGCAUUAGGAAUAGUCAGAGUCGAUGGCCACUUUGUUUGCAAGCUGUUUGAUGUGUUCACACCGUUCAGCGUUGGCUUGAUCUAUCUCAUGUACCGCUCAUUCAAGUAUGUCUCAAUUCACAAACCAAAUACAAGCAGACCUGCCAACUCAGAAAGGUAUAUAAUUUGCAAAUGGAAGAAGGAAGGAACAGAGGAUGUGUACAAGUACCUGUUUGAGAUGAACGAGAGAAUCAUCGGCCUGUCCAGCACCUCAAUGGACAUCUUGGAGCUGGUGCCUGUGGAGGACCUGCAAACCGACCAAAAGUUCUUUGAUUACAUAUACAAUUCUAAUAAUGAGACAGGGUUCCGCCAAAUGAUAAGCCUCAGGAAGAUCCAGCAGUUCUGUCAAGACACACAACUCAUUGAGCCACGGCAGUCUGACCUCCGUCACCAGUGCCUGGAGCAUUGGCACCUGCCAGACCGCUCCAGGACGGCGCCGCAGCGCUCCGAGGCAAAGGUCAAGUUUACCGAGCUCACCAAAGGAGAAAACUAUGAGUACAUGUCAAGAGUGCCAGAGGAUCUGACAGUGGCAAACCUGCAGGAGAAGCUGCGCAGCCCCUACGACUACCGCUGCUGCCUCUUGGCUGCCACACGGGACGGCCGCAAGGACCGGGCCUUCUACCUUGGUCUUGGUGGCUGCAAUGUGUUCCGGUGGGAGGGGCGAGGACAUGCCACCUGGAUGAGAGUGGACACCAGGCUGGAGCUGCCGCCAGACACGCUGGUGUACGCUGAGCUGGUCACUGAACACCGUGGCGAACACAAGGCACAGCGGAAACUGACUACGCUUCACCUCAUUGAUGGAUUGAUACUGAACGGAAAGGACAUCAGAACUUUGCACAUUGUGGAGAGGCACAAGUACUUGAAAAAGUUUGCUACAGCCGUGAGCAAGACAAGCCGGCCAGACCUCGCCCCAAUCCGGUGCAAGGAACUGUACAAGUCUGAGACUCUCCAUGAGGUUCUUCGGCCUCCAAGACUGAGCCACCGGAUGAUGAAGGGCGGCCCUAUGCCUCGGCGAGUGUUUGUCCAAGUGGAGGCCAACUCAGACCGGGAGGCUCACUACACAGUGCCCACAGGGAUCCUCUUCCUCAAGGCUACCAAGGAUCCAUGGAUGAUGGCAUUCAGCAGGAGUCAGAACAGAAAGUACUGGUACCACACCAUCACUCGGGAGUCGACCUUUGAGUACCACCCAGACGUGGUGGCACCCUUUAGUUCGUCAUACAGUGGAGGAGCUGUGUGGUGGUGGGACGCUGGUGUGCAGGUCUUGGAGACAGAGGAGGCUGCCAAGGGGAAGCUGCACUUUAGAGACGUCAUGAAACACCUUGCUCCUCCACGCUGAAAGUACUCGGACACAUAACUCAUCUCAGAAGUCAUCUUUCAUGUUGAACACUUCACCACAGUCACCCUUCACUGUUCAGUCAUCACCCAGCACUCACACCCUCAUGCUUACUAUCAGGAAGAUUCUAACCUGGUUCAAGAAAUGCAUGAAAAAAAAAGAAAAAAAAAUGACACAUUCAGUUUUACCCUUUCAUCAUUCAGGUUAGAGUUUACCCAAUAGUACAUGCAAAACACACCAUUCACCAUCACCCAAACUGUACACACUACAGAUAAUGGAUGCUGUAAGUAGGGAAGCAUUACACAUCACAUCACACCUCGCUCACAUCACAUUAUUCCAUUCCAUACAGUUGUGUACAUAAGAAAUUCAGGCGUGUUUCGCAGUACAACUACCAGCUGUCAGUUUCAUCAGAGUCACCCACCAAGUGAUGUGAUAUGCCAGUGUGGGCUGUCAGGAUUUUAUGCAUAAAUGUAAAUUGAAUGUAGAUUAUUGAAGUGAAGACAUGAAUAGGUGAAUUUUAGACAUUAGCAUACAACAAGUGAAGAAUUUUGAAGGUUUCUGAUUCUGGAUUUAGUUUUCCUGCCCUGCACUGUAUGUAGGAAGUGAGUCUGGACUGGACACAGUUAGAUGAAGGGAUGGAACUGUGGUAGAACUGCAGAGAAUGAGAGUAACAGAGGAAGAUGCCAGGGACAUAAAUGACUGGAUUUGAAGGUUUCUGAUUCUGGAUUUAGUUUUCCUGCCCUGUACUGUAUGUGGGUAGUGAGUCUGGACUGGACACAGUUAGAUGAAGGGAUGGAAGUGUGGUAGAACUGCAGAGAAUGAGAGUCAAAGAAGAAGAAGCAGGGGACAGAAACAACUGGAAGAGGCUCAUGCAUGGUGCCAACCCCUCACUCCAGGGAAAAGGUGAAAGGAGUCUGAACUGGACAUGUUGGUUACAAGGCAUUGCACCACUGCUGACAUAGGUUGUGUUGGUGCCCAUGACUGGCUGGUUGGCUGCAGGUUAGACACUAGAGAACAGCCAUGCCAUCUUGUUUCUUGUGAUUUUAUGUUGUAAGUUAAAAUGAUAAUGCAAGUUUUUUUUUACUUAAUAUGCAAUAUUCAUGUGUACUGGUUCAUGUUUUUAUCCUCCAUAGCAUUACAUUUUUGUAAUUCUCAAGAUUUGUAAAAAUAUUUCAUCCAUUUCAGAGGUUAUGUUCUCAUUUGAACUUGUACAUUUGUUUUCCAAGUGUGAGCCUUGCCUGGAAUGUUUAUGAAAAAAAUACUGGUGACAAGACUGAGAGAGAGAAAUGAAUGUACAAAAUGCACAAUUAAUUAAAAGUUAAGAUUUCAAAGAUGCCUUGCUUAUGAACCUUGCAUGAAUGACAUGUGAAUGCAAGAAUGUCAGAAACAGCAGACAGUUUGGCAAUAUGGCAGUAACCAGAUAUAUGGGCUAAUUGCAAGCCAUUCAUAUCUAAAAGGUGUAUUGUUCUAAAACCAACUGUGAAUUAUAUAAGCUAAAUACAACAUGCCAUUAUUUGGAGGCACUGCAGACCUCCUCACUUUCUGUCAGUGGAAAUGUGUUCACAGUGACUCAGUGUUCAAAAUGACUGAUUCCUGCAAUGUUUGGAAAGAGUUGCCUUAUAGUUUACACAUGCAGGGUACACUGUAUUCCCUUGCAGCAUGUCAGUGAUUAUGCAGGCUGGUUAACUGUACAUAUUCAUCUUUAGUUUUCAGCAAUGCAGAAAGUGACUAGGCCAGUGGUUAUAUUUCUUCAAAUGCUCUGAGAUUAAAAAAUUAACAUAUGUAAUUCUACUUAAGUUUGAAUUGUCUGCCUACCUGUGUGUAAGAAUCAACAAGAGAGACUAAAGUGA
Molecule: messenger RNA, 4543 nt
Organism: Scylla paramamosain (green mud crab)
Lineage: Eukaryota; Metazoa; Arthropoda; Malacostraca; Decapoda; Portunidae
Gene: Cmtr1
Product: cap-specific mRNA (nucleoside-2'-O-)-methyltransferase 1-like
Exons: 16
Coding region: 147-2696 (849 amino acids)
Biological process (GO): 7-methylguanosine mRNA capping
Cellular component (GO): cytoplasm; nucleus
Molecular function (GO): protein binding; nucleic acid binding; methyltransferase cap1 activity
Source: RefSeq, a predicted model, not a curated record